GUUGUAUGAUCACAAAGAAAGGCUGUUCUUCUCUGGCUUCAGCUCUGAUUUUAAACCCAUCCCACCUGAAAGAGCUGGAUCUGACCUACAACUACCCAGGAAAGUCAGGAGUGAAGCUGCUUUCUGCCAGACUGGAGGAUCCACAAUGCAAACUGGAGACACUCAGAGUGGAACAUGGAGGGAAGAUCAGAAUCAAACCUGGAUUUAAAAAAUACGGCUGUGAUUUCACACUGGAUCCAAACACAGUAAACCCUCGUCUCUCUCUGAGUGAGGAGAACAGGAGGGUGGAGUGUGGAGAGGAGCUGCAGUCGUAUCCUGAUCAUCCAGAGAGAUUUGAUGGGUAUCAGCAGGUUCUGAGUAGAGAGAGAGUUACUGGACGCUGUUACUGGGAGGCUGAGUGCAGCGGGAGAGGAGCUGAUGUAGCUCUGAGUUAUAAGACAAUCAGCAGGAAAGGAGGUUCAGACUGUUGGUUUGGACGGAAUAUAAAGUCCUGGAGACUGAGCUGCUCUGAUAAAAGAUACUCUGUUCAUAACAAUAAUAAUAUCACAGAUCUCCCCACUCGUCCCUCCGGCUGUAGGAGAGUAGGAGUGUAUGUGGACUGUCCCGCCGGCACUCUGUCCUUCUACAGAGUCUCCACUGAUACACACUCACACACUCUCACACACUUACACACAUUCUACACCACCUUCACUCAGCCCCUCUAUGCAGGGAUUGGGAUUUAUGGUUAUGGAUCAUCAGUGCGUCUGUGUGAGAUUGAGUAAACCUGUCUGAUUCACAGACUGUAAGAAACACAAGCUGUAUAAAUACUUUCUAAUCUGGUCUAAAGAUGGACCUGUUCAAACUGCAUCAUUCAUCUACAAUUAGUGUAUUUUAACAUUUAAUAUAUUUCAGAGUAUUAACAUUAUUACUGUACAUUGUGUGUAUAUAUUCUUUUGUAUAUUUGAGAUUAAAACCAUUGUUUCUGUAUUUAAAGCUCCAGACAAAAACUAGUUUAAGGAGCCAAAAAAUCAGAGGCCAAUAUUUUUAUGCAAACUAUUAAGCAUUUGGAAUUUAACUGCACCUUAAACACAAUUCUAGAUUAAUCCUCCUCUGCCUCUGCCUAAGCCAAAGUCCUCUCACACACUUACACAUUUUUCAGUGUAAAAUGUGAGCAUGUGAUUUGGAACAUCAACUUAAAAACAGUCCAAGUCCUCUCCAAACCAUCACUGAUUGGAGCUUGAUGGAACCUUCACACUAGACCUCAAGCAGCUUGGACUAUGUGCCUCUCCACUCUUCCUCCAGACUCUACUAUCUUGAAGUCAGAGCACUCCAUGCUUCCCUCUGCUGACAACUUUUAUGGAGGUGCAGAUUUCAUUUUCCAGCAGGACUUGGCACACUGCCCACAGUGCCAAAAGUACCAAUUGAUCUUAUAUAAUAUUUAACAUUUCUGAGACACUGUUUUUUUUAAUCAUCAACAAUAAAAUAAAUAAAUGCUUUAAAUAGAUCACUCUGUGUGUAAUACAGCUAUAUAAUAUGAGUUUCACAUUUUUUCAACUGAAUUACUGAAAUAAAGUAACUUUUGAAAUAGA
Messenger RNA from Astyanax mexicanus (Mexican tetra), 1568 nucleotides. Its product is annotated as stonustoxin subunit beta-like. The record is from RefSeq and is a predicted model, not a curated record. Gene Ontology annotation, molecular function: protein binding. Bases 6 to 761 code for a protein of 251 amino acids. Lineage: Eukaryota; Metazoa; Chordata; Actinopteri; Characiformes; Acestrorhamphidae. The transcript has 3 exons.